AUGAUAUUAAGCGCCCCUAAAGUAGAACCCCUAUUUUCCUCCGUAGGGUUUCCAAUUCUACAGUUCUACUCCGGUUCAAUGGACCCUCACUGCAUGGUACCUACAUAUGCACUAUUUAUAGAGAUUUCUCUUUAA
[Candida] anglica is the source of this 135-nucleotide messenger RNA. NCBI's taxonomy places the organism in Eukaryota, Fungi, Ascomycota, Pichiomycetes, Serinales, Debaryomycetaceae. The record is from the annotation of a GenBank genome assembly.